This is a messenger RNA of Eupeodes corollae, 719 nucleotides long. RefSeq lists its product as uncharacterized. The record is from RefSeq and is a predicted model, not a curated record. Bases 190 to 564 code for a protein of 124 amino acids. NCBI's taxonomy places the organism in Eukaryota, Metazoa, Arthropoda, Insecta, Diptera, Syrphidae. The transcript has a single exon.
AGCACCGCACUUAUAGAAGCUUUUACGACGCAUUUCUUUAUACGAGUACCUUUUACAAAACUUGUUUAUUCUUUGUAUAAAAAGGCGUGGAAGUUUUCCCAUUUCUGUCAGAAAGUAAAAGUGGAAGCGGUAGAAGAUUGUUGUGUUCUAAAGUUGUUAAGAUUUAAUUUUUCAAGUUCAAGUUUAAAUAUGCGUUUUAAUAUCGCUUUUAUUUGUUUAUUAUUCUCGAUGAUGGUUAUAAUAGUUUCGGUUUCGGCAUUUCCAUCAAAGAAAACUGAUGAACCUGAGAUAUCUAAAGAUCUAUCAUCAACUGCAGCAGAAUUGAUUAUUGAAGAUGCAGACGAUACAGGAAAUGACAAAGAAUUGAAUAGACAAGUUCGGUCUUAUUAUGGUUAUGGUUAUGGCCGUAGAGGAUAUGGUGGAUAUGGUCAUGGUUAUGGUGGUGGAUACGGUCGUGGAUAUGGUCGUGGGUAUGGUCAUGGAUAUGGUGGGGGAUAUAGCGGGGGAUAUGGACAUCGAUCUGGAUAUGGACGUGGUGGAUAUUAUGGAAGACACCACGGAUAAGCUAUGGAGCAUACAUGUUUUGUGACUUAAAGUUUUUAUUUUUGAAUAAUGAAUUAUGAGUUUUAAUGUAAUUAUUGUUAUGAAGUUAAAGUGAAUUAAAUAAAAAAGUAAACAAAUACAAAAGUUCACUGUGGAAAAAUUGUAAAAACGUUAAA